AAAUAAUUAUAAUAUCUUAUCCUUUAUAGCAUGCAAUUGUUCUCAGGACAAACUCGUUCAUUUCGUUGAAUAUCAGAAUUCAAAAACAACACCGGAAAGCAAGAGUUUGACACCCCUAGCUCAGAGCUCGCUGCGAUCGGAGUCUUUCCAGCGUUCCACACCUUUUUCUCACUCUCACUCACACAAAGUACCGCACCGAUGGCGUUAGCUAGGAGAUUGUUCAGCACGCAUCUGCUCUCUCAGGGGGUGAAACGUGUCCGCACCAGGGACAGGGUGCGCGCCGUAAUUCCCACUUUCUCGUUCACACCACCAGGCAGAGACGGCGCGCGCUAACGUCAGCUUCGGGCUGUUCGGUCCGACCGACCUGCAACUUCGUCCUCCACAGGAAGCAAGGCUCCGGGAACAGCGCGGUUGGGAGCAGACAGUAUUAAAUGUGCAUUUCCCUCCCGCACGAAGCGACCGCAGGAAGCAUACGCCAGUGUGACAAUGCAAAUCAAGCCGGAAUCAUCCCCAAUAAUGAGUUCGCCGCUGAAAGCGCUGGUCGAGUUUCUGCGGCUCAUCUACGCCAAGUGCUACCGUAAGGUGGUCCGAGAAUGCAACCAGGCUAUAGGAAACUGUAUCGAAACUAAUAAGUGUGUAUGGCCUGCCACGAUGAUAAACCAUUGCGCCAAUCCGGACUUCCCUUGCCAAAAAACUGUGGAAUGUAAUUUUGGUGUGAUUGUCAUGAAUUAGAAAUAUCGAUCCAAGUAUACCGAGGCACCGAACACCCAAUGCGAACAGUGUACAGAUGAGUUACGCUAUACGCAGGCUGCUGCGUGCAGCCAUGUGCGUGUUUAGCUGGUUCGUCAUGCCCUACUCGCAGUGCGUAAGCGGUCGAAUAGAGCGCCGCAAACUCCCACCAAUCGAAGAUCCGCUGCUGCUCCUGUCGGCCACCGUGCUUGCCGAGCGCAUCCGCAAGCGCGAGAUACGCAGCGAGGACGUGGUCCGUACGUACAUCCAACGGUGCCAGCAGGUGAACCCGCUGCUAAACGCCAUCGUCGAGGAUCGUUUCGAAGCAGCACUGGAAGAGGCACAGGAAGUCGACCGUCAGCUUGCGAAGGGUACGCUCGGACCCGCGGAAGAGUUAGCCCGCACCAAACCCCUGCUCGGACUGCCGGUUUCGAUCAAGGAAAGCUUAGCGGUCGAGGGCAUGAGCAACACGGCCGGUCGAAAGCUGCGCGAAAAGAAGGUCGCACUCAGUGAUGCGCCCGUCGUGCACCAGAUUAAGCGGGCCGGUGGUAUUGUGCUGCUCGUAAGCAACACGCCCGAACUGUGCCUGUGCUGGGAAACGUACAACCAGUGCACGGGUCUAACGCGCAACCCGUACAACCUGCAGCGCACUGCGGGCGGAUCGUCCGGCGGUGAGGCCGCACUGAUUGCGGCGGCCGGAUCGCUGCUCGGCGUUACGACCGAUAUUGCCGGCUCUUCGCGCCUACCAGCCAUGUUUACUGGCGUGUUUGGCCAUAAACCUUCACCGUACGUGGUGUCACCGUACGGGCACCAUCCGUCCUGUGACGAUGAGAACUGGGGCAGCUUCUUCACGCCGGGUGCCAUGUGCCGGUAUGCGGAGGAUUUGCCGCUCCUGCUGGAAGCGAUGCGCGAUCCGGACGGUACGCCCGUCACGCUGCACAAACCGGUACCGAUCGGGGCGCUCAAAUGCUACUACAUGGAGAACGAUGGACCGUCCGGUUUGACGCGCCCGAUCGAUGCCGACAUCGUGCAGGCGAUCCGCGACGUGGCGGCCCAUCUGAACGCACAGCGCGUCAACCUCAAGCGGCUGCGCUGGACGCUGGACAUUUCGGUGUGCAAGAUGCUGCGCAUGAAGAACGUGGAAACGAUCUACAGCCCACAGGCGAACGGCAAGCCGGACACGACGAUGAGGCGGGAGGUGUUCAAGUAUCUGCUCGGCAUGUCGAAGUCCGAUCUGCCCUCGGUCAUGAUCGGCCCGAUGCAGCACAUCGUGAACAACUACAUACCCCAGUCCCGGCUCGACUUUCUCGAUGCGCAGACGGAGAAGCUGCGCAAGGACUUUAUCGAUCUGCUCGGCACGGACGGGGUGUUCAUCUAUCCCGGCUUCCCGAACACGGCCCACCGGCACUAUCGCAUCUUUCACAAGCUGGUCGACACGACGUACAUGAUGGUGUUCAACACCGUCGGGCUGCCGGCCGCCUCCUGCAUGGUCGGGUUCGAUCGCGAGAAGCUCCCGAUCGGCGUACAGAUUGUCGCUGCCCCCGGACAGGAUCAUCUUAUCUUUGCCGUGGCCAAAGAGCUAGAACGACGGUUCGGUGGUUGGGUGGCUCCUGUCUAGAUUGGGAGGGGGUUUUCAACCCGCAACAACCCAGGAGACACACACCCACACACCAGCAAAUGCGCGGCCCAGCCGUCAACAAUGAGAUUGUGAUUUUUUCGAGCUUAAUCUAAGAUUUCCUGUAACUGUUUUCUUUCUGUUUUUGAUUGUUGUUACUUCGUUGUUUUCUUUGGAACUGUUUCCGCCUCUGUAUAUGUGUAUGUGUGUGUAUGUACAUUGUUUCGUAGUACGGACUUUUCACUGCAAUAUUUCGAUAAAUUGUUAUUUUCAUUAAAAAAAAGCGCGUCUCUCUACUGUUGAUCAAUUGGAUACAUUCCGCCGGAGUUUUAAAACAAAGAAAAGACGGCUCUUUAAUCUUCCAACGCGCGUAAUGUUGAUAUCGUUAUCGUUAGCAUGUGUGUUAGCAGCAUCAUUGUGGUUGUGUUUAUCAAAAGACAAAACUAGUAUGAACGCAAAUGGAAAAGUAACAAGAGACUGGUUGGCAAUAGGAACGGGCCACAGAGGAUAGUGAUACAUUCAAUGUUAAAAAAUACAGUGGACAACUGAUAGUUUUAGUGAUACAAAUAAUAAAACUGAGUACAUAAUGUUUAA
This is a messenger RNA of Anopheles merus, 2938 nucleotides long. Its product is annotated as fatty-acid amide hydrolase 2-B. The transcript is spliced from 6 exons. The record is from RefSeq and is a predicted model, not a curated record. Lineage: Eukaryota; Metazoa; Arthropoda; Insecta; Diptera; Culicidae. Bases 788 to 2347 code for a protein of 519 amino acids.